GAUUAAACCUCUUAUCAGUUGUAUUGAGAUUAAGUGAGAAAAUCCUAUUAUAUCUCACACUUAAGCACUGAAUUGAAUGCCAAAUACUUUUCAACAGUAAUUCAAUCGACAAAUUGUGUUAUAUUUUGCGUAAAACGUGUGAAUAGUUUAAAGUUUUAAUUAUUUGUUAAACACUUUUAUGUGUUUUUUAAUUAAUCGAUAGUUUUAUUUAUAAAAGUUAUACAUUUUUAUUAUAAUAAUAUCACUAAAUGUGUUGCGAAACCAUUUAAAUCCCAUUAUCUGACCCAUUGAUCACAAGUGAUGACCAAAUGGCCACUAAUUAUCAUCGAAGACCACAACCGCCGGAAAACAGACCCUCGGCUUUGCUCUCGAAGGAAGAAAAUACGGUUCUCUUCGGUUUGUUAGGCAAGAAGUGUACGACACUGUCAUCAUCGGUGGUGCAGUUAUUGCUGACAGAACCUCCACAUCACUCGAAAUGGCAGAUCCGUUGCACAGGAGUGGUCUGUUUUGUCAAAGACAACCCCAAGAGAUCCUAUUUUAUUCGUGUCUAUGAUUUUGAUAGACAACAAUUGGUUUGGGAACAGGAGUUAUACAAUACUUUUCAAUACAAGACUCCCCGCGAGUUCUUUCACACAUUUGAGGCUCACGACUGUAUGGCUGGUCUCAACUUUGCCGACGAUAAAGAGGCCAAACUA
This is a messenger RNA of Medioppia subpectinata, 695 nucleotides long. The record is from the annotation of a GenBank genome assembly. NCBI's taxonomy places the organism in Eukaryota, Metazoa, Arthropoda, Arachnida, Sarcoptiformes, Oppiidae.